Molecule: messenger RNA, 1905 nt
Organism: Saccoglossus kowalevskii
Lineage: Eukaryota; Metazoa; Hemichordata; Enteropneusta; Harrimaniidae
Product: long-chain fatty acid transport protein 2-like
Biological process (GO): long-chain fatty acid metabolic process; long-chain fatty acid import into cell
Cellular component (GO): endoplasmic reticulum membrane; plasma membrane
Molecular function (GO): long-chain fatty acid transmembrane transporter activity; long-chain fatty acid-CoA ligase activity
Source: RefSeq, a predicted model, not a curated record
AAGUGGACCAGUGCUAACGCGAUACCAUUUGUGUACACCAUGGAUGAUAACGUUGGGUAUAGCAUUGUAGCGACUAUAUUCAUCACGAUAGUGAUUAUAAGACAGUACUAUCCGUAUCUACUGUUCGAUAUAUCAAGACUGUAUGCCUUGAUUUUUAAAAUAAUUCUACCAAGAUCCCGCUACCUUCGCAAGAACCAGUUUACGGUCGAUGUGUUUUCCGAAUCCGUCACACGGCAGCCAGGUAAAGCAUGUCUGAUCCACAAAGACCGUGUUUACACGUACUCAGACAUUGAACUCCGAUCAAACCAGUUUGCUAACUUGGUGGCAAAGGAGGGGUAUAAAUUGGGUGACACCGUUGGCAUUUUCAUGUCCAACGAGCCAGCGUACAUUUGGAUGUGGCUGGGAUUUGUUAAGCUGGGCAUCAAAUGUGCGCUGUUGAAUUACAACUUACGGGGAGACUGUUUGAUGAAGUGCAUUUCUUCUGUCGAUGCCAAACUUAUUAUGGUUGGAGAAGGCGAAGAACUACGAGACGCCAUAGAGGGAGUUUCAAACCUUCUGAAAGAGAAUGGCAUCAGAGUAUGGACACACGGUAGCCAACCUUGCAAAAACGAAGAAUUCAAGGACAUCACUUUUGCGGUGGAAAAUGCGCCUGCUGAUCCAAUUCCUAGAUAUACGAGACGAGAUAUUAAACCAAGCGACGUUUGUUCCUAUAUAUACACAUCUGGGACUACCGGGUUGCCUAAAGCGUCUAAAAUUACUUACUAUCGACAUCUUGGAAUGGCACUUAUUUUUGGUUUAUUCGAUGUGAACGCAGAUGACGUAUGCUACAUUACACUUCCCCUUUACCAUUCGUCGGCCACACUCAGCUGGACAUGUGCAAUCCGGACGGGUGCGACUAUUGUUCUGGCGCCAAAGUUCUCGGCUUCUGGGUUUUGGCGUGACGUUCGAAAACAUGACGUCACCGUUAUUUAUUACAUCGGGGAGUUGUGUCGAUAUCUGUUAGCACAACCAAAGCAUGUUGAUGAUGCGAAGAACCGCGUCAGGAUUGCAAUCGGUAAUGGUCUUCGGCCAGACGUAUGGAUAAGGUUUGCCAAGCGAUUUGGAAUACCGCUACUUGGUGAAUUUUAUGGAGCUACUGACGGUAAUUUGUUUGGCUACAAUGCCGAUAAUAAGGUUGGCGCUUGCGGACGAUUCUCUCCCUUUUUAAAGAAACUAUUUAAGUUUGAACUGGUGAAGUAUUACUUUGAUAAAGCAGAACCGGUUCGCGAUAUGAAUGGAAGGUGUAUUCCCGUUGAACAAGGUCAGCCGGGUUUAUUGAUCGUGCAAAUAACUACCAACAAUCCUUUCGAUGGCUAUGCGGGCAAAGAAAGUCUCUCAGAUGCGAAAAGAAUAAGGAAUGCAUUUAAAGAUGGCGACGUUUACUUUAAUAGCGGGGACAUUUUCGCGUUGGAUAAAGACUACUACUUUUAUUUUAUGGACCGUCUUGGGGACACAUUCAGGUGGAAGGGAGAGAACGUAGCUACGACUGAAGUGGAACAAAUAAUUUGUCGAUUUCCUGGAAUUCGUGAAUCUACCGUAUAUGGAGUAUCAGUACCAGGAUGUGACGGACGAGCGGGAAUGGCUGCAGUUGUACUUGAAGAUGAACAGAGUUUUGAUUUCCAAGAAUUUUACGCUCACCUCAGAACAUAUUUGCCCCUUUAUGCAUGCCCGAAAUUCCUUCGGAUCCAGGAUAAUUUGGUUACGACUGGUACCUUCAAAUACUCUAAACUUGAACUGGUGAAAGGUGGAUUUGACCCCAACGUUGUUGAUGAGCCAAUGUACGCUAUACACGUUGAGAAGAAGACAUUUAAACCCUUAGUUAGUUCAGUGUAUGCUGACAUUGUGAACGGAAAACUUGCACUGUAA